Aegilops tauschii subsp. strangulata is the source of this 1248-nucleotide messenger RNA. Its product is annotated as serpin-Z2B-like. Gene Ontology annotation, molecular function: serine-type endopeptidase inhibitor activity. NCBI's taxonomy places the organism in Eukaryota, Viridiplantae, Streptophyta, Magnoliopsida, Poales, Poaceae. The record is from RefSeq and is a predicted model, not a curated record.
AUGGAGAAGGAGGCGACGCACCCAAGCAUGAAGGCUCGCGGUACGUCCACCGACUCCGGCGGCCCGACGGCGCUCGCGCUCCGCCUGUCCAACAAGUUUUCCGACUGCGAGGAGCACGAGGGCCAGAACAUCAUGUUCUCGCCGCUGUCAAUCUACACCGCGUUGGGCCUUCUUGCGGCCGGUGCCCGGGGCGACGCCCUGGACGAGAUCCUCGCCGUGCUCGGCGCGACGAUGUCGCGGGGAUCGCGGAGGAUGCAAGGAAGGAGAUCAACCGGCCGGUGGGUCGCGAAGGCCACGAAGAAGCUCAUCACCUCCGUCCUACCGCCGGGAUCAGUGCACGGCGGCACCAAGCUCGUGCUUACCAAUGCCGUCUACUUCAAGGGUAUGUGGGAGAACGCCUUCAGCAAGAGCUACACCAAUGACCACAUGUUCCACCGCCUCGACGGCAGCACCGUCCAUGUGCCCUUCAUGGAGGGAAGAAGCCAUGACGAGUACCUAGUGGCCACCUAUGACGGUUUCAAGGUGCUCAAGCUCCCUUACAAGAAGGCGGCCAACAAUGGCGCCAGGUACUCGAUGUGCGUCUUCCUCCCGACGGCGCGAGACGGGCUGCGCAGCCUUGCCGACGAGAUGGCGUCCGGCGGGCCAGGCUUCCUGUUCGACCACCUGCCCACUAGGCCACGUGAGGUAACCAAGCUCCGGCUACCCAAGUUCAAGCUGUCCUUCUUCUGCAGCAUGAAGAAAGUUCUCGAGAGCUUGGGGUUGCGGGCGGCGUUCAGCGAGGAGGCCGAUCUGUCUGACAUGGUGGAGGAGGACUCGAGCCGAAACAACGUUCGGCUGUGCGUAGAGGAUGUGUUCCACAGGGCGGUUGUGGAAGUGAACGAGGAAGGCACCGAGGCGGCUGCGUCCACCGCCAUCGAUGUAUUUUUCUGCUGUGACUUUGAGCCCGUGCCUGUUGAUUUCGUCGCCAACCAUCCGUUUGCGUUUUUCAUAGUGGAGGAGGCGGCCACGUCGUUGACCCUUCUCAAACUGAAUAAAAUCUAUCAGUUGAAUAUCGCCAACAUUGCGGCCGUCGCAACAUCUCCCAAGUUACAGUCGUUGUCGCACAACAUCGCCCAUGUUGCAGUGAAUAUCACCAACAUUGCGGCCGUUGCAACAUCUCCCAAGUUACGAUCGUCCUCGCACAACAUCGCUCAUGUUGCAGUGAACAUCGCCGACAUUGCGGCCGUCGCAACAUCUCCCAAGUUGUAG